This is a messenger RNA of Closterium sp. Naga37s-1, 5520 nucleotides long. Lineage: Eukaryota; Viridiplantae; Streptophyta; Zygnematophyceae; Desmidiales; Closteriaceae. The record is from the annotation of a GenBank genome assembly.
AUGGAGCGGGACCGUCGCCGACCAGUCACCCGCGCGACUGUGGUGUUCGUCGCGUUCGGCACGCGAGGGGACGUGCAGCCGCUUGCGGUAGGCUCUUGCAAGUUCCCCCCUCCCCCUAAUUACCUCCGCCCUUACCUUCCCCCGUACACCCGCCCCCUCCCCUCUCCCCCCCACUUCUCUUUCCCCACCCUGUUCGUCGCGUUCGGCACGCGGGGGAACGUGCAGCCGCUUGCGGCAGGCUCUUCCUCCUCGCCUCUCCCCUCCUCGCCUCUCCCCUCCUCGCCUCUCCCCUCCUCGCCUCUCCCCUCCUCGCCUCUCCCCUCCUCGCCUCUCCCCUCCUCCCCUCUCCCCUCCUCGCCUCUCCCCUCCUCGCCUCUCCCCUCCUCGCCUCUCCCCUCCUCGCCUCUCCCCUCCUCCCCUCUCCCCUCCUCCCCUCUCCCCUCCUCGCCUCUCCCCCUCCUCGCCUCUCCCCUCCUCCCCUCUCCCCUCCUCGCCUCUCCCCUCCUCGCCUCUCCCCUCCUCCCCUCUCCCCUCCUCGCCUUCCCCCUCCUCCCCUCUCCCCUCCUCGCCUCUCCCCUCCUCGCCUCUCCCCUCCUCCCCUCUCCCCUCCUCGCCUCUCCCCUCCUCCCCUCUCCCCUCCUCGCCUCUCCCCCUCCUCGCCUCUCCCCUCCUCGCCUCUCCCCUCCUCGCCUCUCCCCUCCUCGCCUCUCCCCUCCUCCCCUCUCCCCUCCUCGCCUUCCCCCUCCUCGCCUCUCCCCUCCUCGCCUCUCCCCUCCUCGCCUCUCCCCUCCUCGCCUCUCCCCUCCUCGCCUCUCCCCUCCUCCCCUCUCCCCUCCUCGCCUCUCCCCUCCUCGCCUCUCCCCUCCUCGCCUCUCCCCUCCUCGCCUCUCCCCUCCUCGCCUCUCCCCUCCUCGCCUCUCCCCCUCCUCGCCUCUCCCCCUCCUCGCCUUCCCCCUCCCCCGCCUCUCCCCUCCUCGCCUCUCCCCUCCUCGCCUCUCCCCUCCUCGCCUUCCCCCUCCUCGCCUUCCCCCUCCUCGCCUUCCCCCUCCUCGCCUUCCCCCUCCCCGCCUUCCCCCUCCUCGCCUUCCCCCUCCCCGCCUUCCCCCUCCCCGCCUUCCCCCUCCCCGCCUUCCCCCUCCCCGCCUUCCCCCUCCCCGCCUUCCCCCUCCCCGCCUUCCCCCUCCCCGCCUUCCCCCUCCCCGCCUUCCCCCUCCUCGCCUUCCCCCUCCCCGCCUUCCCCCUCCCCGCCUUCCCCCUCCUCGCCUCUCCCCUCCUCGCCUCUCCCCUCCCCGCCUCUCCCCUCCCCGCCCUUCCCCCUCCCCGCCUUCCCCCUCCCCGCCUUCCCCCUCCUCGCCCUUCCCCCUCCCCGCCUCUCCCCUCCCCGCCUCUCCCCUCCCCGCCUCUCCCCUCCUCCCCUCUCCCCUCCUCGCCUCUCCCCUCCUCGCCUCUCCCCUCCUCGCCUCUCCCCUCCUCCCCUCUCCCCUCCUCGCCUCUCCCCUCCUCGCCUCUCCCCUCCUCGCCUUCCCCCUCCCCGCCUUCCCCCUCCUCGCCUCUCCCCUCCUCGCCUUCCCCCUCCCCGCCUUCCCCCUCCCCGCCUUCCCCCUCCCCGCCUUCCCCCUCCCCGCCUUCCCCCUCCCCGCCUUCCCCCUCCCCGCCUUCCCCCUCCCCGCCUUCCCCCUCCUCGCCUUCCCCCUCCCCGCCUUCCCCCUCCCCGCCUUCCCCCUCCUCGCCUCUCCCCUCCUCGCCUCUCCCCUCCCCGCCUCUCCCCUCCCCGCCCUUCCCCCUCCCCGCCUUCCCCCUCCCCGCCUUCCCCCUCCCCGCCUUCCCCCUCCCCGCCUCUCCCCUCCCCGCCUCUCCCCUCCCCGCCUCUCCCCUCCUCCCCUCUCCCCUCCUCGCCUCUCCCCUCCUCGCCUCUCCCCUCCUCGCCUCUCCCCUCCUCCCCUCUCCCCUCCUCGCCUCUCCCCUCCUCGCCUCUCCCCUCCUCCCCUCUCCCCUCCUCGCCUCUCCCCUCCUCGCCUCUCCCCUCCUCGCCUCUCCCCUCCUCGCCUCUCCCCUCCCCGCCUCUCCCCUCCUCGCCUUCCCCCUCCUCGCCUCUCCCCUCCUCGCCUCUCCCCUCCUCGCCUUCCCCCUCCCCGCCUCUCCCCUCCUCGCCUUCCCCCUCCUCGCCUCUCCCCUCCUCGCCUCUCCCCUCCCCGCCUUCCCCCUCCCCGCCUUCCCCCUCCCCGCCUUCCCCCUCCCCGCCUUCCCCCUCCUCGCCUUCCCCCUCCCCGCCUUCCCCCUCCCCGCCUUCCCCUCCCCGCCUUCCCCCUCCCCGCCUUCCCCCUCCUCGCCUUCCCCCUCCCCGCCUUCCCCCUCCCCGCCUUCCCCCUCCCCGCCUUCCCCCUCCCCGCCUUCCCCCUCCCCGCCUUCCCCCUCCCCGCCUUCCCCCUCCCCGCCUUCCCCCUCCCCGCCUUCCCCCUCCCCGCCUUCCCCCUCCCCGCCUUCCCCCUCCCCGCCUUCCCCCUCCUCGCCUCUCCCCUCCCCGCCUUCCCCUCCUCGCCUUCCCCCUCCUCGCCCUCCCCCUCCUCGCCCUUCCCCCUCCUCGCCCUUCCCCCUCCCCGCCUUCCCCCUCCCCGCCUUCCCCCUCCUCGCCUUCCCCCUCCUCGCCUUCCCCCUCGCCACCUUCCCCCUCCUCGCCCUUCCCCCUCCCCGCCUUCCCCCUCCUCGCCUUCCCCCUCGCCACCUUCCCCCUCCCCGCCUCUCCCCUCCUCGCCUUCCCCCUCCUCGCCCUUCCCCCUCCUCGCCCUUCCCCCUCGUCACCUUUCCGUACCUUCCUCCUUAUCUUCCUUUACCAUCCGCCUUACCUUCCCCCCUUCCCCCAUUUACCUUCAACCCCCUCCUUCCCCCCCUUUGCACCCCAUUCCCCCACCUUCAUUCCCCCUCCGUGUAGCAUCAGCACUCGCCGCAGGGGAGGUGCUAGCAUCAGCACUCGCCGCACAGGGGGUACACGAUGAGAGAGACAGGGGUGCAGGGGAAGAGGGGGAAGAGGGAUGGGAGAAAGAGGGGGAAAAGCGUGGAGGGUACGGGGGAAAAGAGGUCAGGGGAAGGAGGGAGAGGAAAACGUCGAUGGCAGUGUGGUUUGUGACGCAUCAGGAGCACCAGGUCUCUGUUUCCUCUUCGGGUCUCUGUUUCCUCUUCGGGUCUCUGUUUCCUCUUCAGGUCUCUGUUUCCUCUUCAGGUCUCUGUUUCCUCUUCAGGUCUCUGUUUCCUCUUCAGCGCAGCCUUGGGCCGAGCCUAACAACACACGGAGUGGGCUUUGUGGGAGUUACUUCUCCUGCCUUCAAGAAACGAGAGGUCCGGGAGAGGACAGAGGAGAAAGCAGAGCGGGACAAGGGGAGUGGAGAACCGUUAGAAACGAGAGAGGAGGAAGAGGGGAUAGGGGAAGUUGGGAAGGGAGAGGGGAUUGGGGAAGGCGAGGGAAGAGAGAGAGGGAAGGCAAAGGAGGGAGGGGAGAUUGACCAGGCAAAGGAGGGAGGGGAGAUUGACCAGGGAAAGGAGGGAGGGGAGAUUGACCAGGCAAAGGAGGGAGGGGAGAUUGACCAGGGAAAGGGGAGAAAGCGGAGGCGGAUUAUAAGCAUGAGUGAAGGAAAAGAAGAAGAGAACGAAGGGGGGGAUACAAACGAUGACGAAGAGGAGGGAUGGGGAGAAGAGGAGGAAGGGUGGGGAGAAGAGGAGGAGGGGUGGGGAGAAAACGAGGAGGGUCGGCAUCGCAGGGAGUGCUUUGAAGCGUUACAAAAGUGCCUGGGGGAAUGGAGUGAGGAGGGGGAUGAGGUGGAGAAAACGGAGGGGGCUGAAGUGGCAGAGGGGGCGGAAGGGGCAGAGGGAGUGGAGAGAACAGGCAGGGGCAGCACGGGCGGCGAUCCGCAAGAGACACGCAAGCUUAUAGUCUUUAACCUGUUUGCCCUUGAAGCAUGGCACAUAGCGGAGCAUUUUGGAGUCAAGUGCAUUGCUGCUGCGCCCUACGUCAUGCCCUACAGGCCUCCCCACCAGUUUCCGUCGCUCUUUGCUCGCCGCCACCCAUCCCUUUUCCGACGGCUGCGGCGAGCUGUCAGCCCACACGAGUUAUCAUGGGCCGAGGUGGCCGAGUGGAUGUGGCCGCUGCUCUUCCCCUGCCACCGGUGGGCGCGGUGGAGGGAAGCUUCUCUGUGCCUUCCUCCCUGUGCUCUCCUGGAUCCGGUAACAGACGAGCCCACUCACGACUGGCCUGCACCUACCCCCUUGCUGCUCCCUUGUCUCCCUUCCCUCCUAAUGCCCCCAUCCCAUAUCAGGUAUGGCUUCAGCCCAGCUGUCGUCGAGUGCCCAUCGUACUGGCCUGCAUCUAUCAAGGUCUGUGGCUUCUGGUUCCCUCCACCACACCAGGCCCUUCCAUUAAGUUUGCCUCCUGCAGUCCCAGCAACAGCAGCAGCCGAGGCAGCAGCAGCCGCAGCAGCAGCAACAACGGCACGAGCAGCAGCAUCAGAAGCAGCAUCAGCAGCAUCAGAAGCAGCAUCAGCAGCAUCAGAAGCAGCAUCAGCAGCAUCAGAAGCAGCAUCAGCAGCAUCAGAAGCAGCAUCAGCAGCAACAGAGGCAGCAUCAGAAGUGCCGGAAGAGGAAACAGAAACGCGAGUUCCGUUUAGGAGCCAUAUUGCCUCUGACAGUACUGAAGAGAUGUUGCUCUUCCAGUACUUCCACCCUCCUCGUGUGCCUGGCGUACCGCGUAGCCAGAACAAUGUGUUCUAUGUGGGGUUCAGCUCCAUGGGCAGCAUGGGUCUGCUCCCCCGCCCUGCAACGCUCCUCGCCACCAUCAUUACCGCAGCUAAGGCCCUCAACCUGCGAGCCGUGGUCGUGACAAGUGGCGACAGCGCAUUGGAGGAGGCGGUCGCUGCAGUGUGCAGGGACGAAAAGCAGCACGCGCAGGAGCAAGAGGAGGAGUGGCGAAAAAGAGCAACAGAUUUGGUUGCAAGGGGCAGAGGCGAACUGCUGUCGGUGGAUGAGAAACGGUGGCUGUUGUCUCGGCGACCAUCCCAACCAACACCACCCCACUUGUCGACCUCACCGCUCUUGCCUCUCGGCCUUCCCAGGAUGUUUGCGGGUGGGAGGGUCCUUGCCCUUCGGGGGCCUGUCUCUCACGAGUGGCUCUUCCCCCGCUGCUGCUUCGUGCUGCACCAUGCCGGCAGCGGCACCACAGCAGCAGCACUGCGGGCAGGCAUCCCUCAGCUUCUCUGCCCCUUCAUCCUGGACCAGCACUACUGGGCGCACCGCCUCUCCUACCUUGGUGUCGCACCACCCCCUCUCCAUCCAUUGGAACUCAUGCCUCUAGAGUCGGCACACCAUUCACCAGCAACAACCACACCUGCAGGUACAGCAACUGUCGUGAGUCGCUUUGCUGCUGCACUGAGUGGUGGCAUGAGGGAGCGAGCCCAGGAGCUCUCACGAGAGAUACAGACAGAGGAUGGUGUCUCAGUAGCUCUGGCUGCGAUUAGGGAGGAGCUCUUCAAGUGA